This is a messenger RNA of Mustela lutreola (European mink), 4380 nucleotides long. It is a transcript of the gene BCAP29, whose product is annotated as B cell receptor associated protein 29. Gene Ontology annotation, biological process: endoplasmic reticulum to Golgi vesicle-mediated transport; intracellular protein transport. Lineage: Eukaryota; Metazoa; Chordata; Mammalia; Carnivora; Mustelidae. The record is from RefSeq and is a predicted model, not a curated record. Bases 165 to 890 code for a protein of 241 amino acids. Gene Ontology annotation, cellular component: endoplasmic reticulum; endoplasmic reticulum membrane. The transcript has 8 exons.
AGAAGGGGGGUGGGGCGCUCUCCUCCAACCACCCCCCCACACACGCACACCGCUCCCCUCCCCGCCCCCCUCGCCCCGCCGCGGCGUCUGACGUCCCGCGCGUCGGUUUGCGCGGAGCAGCGCGGGGAGCCAGGCCGGCCGCAGGCGGGGUGUGAAGAGAGAAAAUGACACUCCAGUGGGCGGCAGUUGCAACCUUUCUUUAUGCUGAAAUAGGACUUAUUUUAAUCUUCUGCCUGCCUUUUAUUCCUCCUCAGAGAUGGCAGAAGAUUUUUUCAUUUACUGUCUGGGGUAAAAUUGCAACUUUCUGGAACAAGGCUUUCCUUACUAUUAUAGUCCUAUUGAUUGUUCUGUUUCUAGAUGCUGUGAGAGAAGUAAGGAAAUAUUCCUCAUCACCUGCCAUUGAGAAAGGCUUAACCACCAGACCUGGAGCCUAUGAACAUGCACAGAUGAAACUUUUUAGAUCUCAAAGAAAUCUUUACAUUUCUGGAUUCUCAUUAUUUUUUUGGCUAGUGUUGAGACGUCUGGUUAUCCUUAUUACUCAGCUGGCGAAAGAACUGUCAAACAAAGGAGUACUUAAAACUCAAGCAGAAAAUACUAAUGAGGCUGCCAAAAAAUUCAUGGAAGAGAAUGAAAGACUAAAACGGCUCUUGAAAAGCAAUGCCAAGGAAGAGGAACACAUUUUGGAAGCCGAAAAUAAAAAACUAGUAGAAGAGCAGGAAAAACUGAAAACUGAAUUAAAGAAGACUUCAGAUGCCCUCUCUAAGGCACAGAAUGAUGUGAUGACAAUGAAAAUGCAAUCAGAGCGACUUUCAAAAGAAUACGACCGACUCCUGAAAGAACACGCAGAACUUCAGAAUUGUUUGGGGAAAGACAAUAAGAAGGGCCUGUGAACCUUGAGGGAAGAUUGUGCGACGCCAUGUGAAGAUGAUCACUUUGUUAUCAUGUUAACCUCUAGAACAUUUACAAUUCAGUUCAGAAGAAGGUACUAUUUACGAGCAGCCAAUAAUUUUUUUAAUGCCAUGUAUAGGCUGUUAUCAUAACAGCAUUGUCACAAUAUUUGAUGAUGUUUCAGAUCUAUUGUAAAGUCUAUAUUCCAGCUCUCACAUAAAAUGUAAGCAUGAUAAACACCCUGUUGAGAUGUUGAGAGUAACACUGGUGUAUGGUUGCUGUUUGCCAAUAAAAGGACAGAUUUAUAACCAGUUACUUCCAAAACUAGAUUUUUAAGUUGAUGAAACCAUUAAUAGCCUUGAAACCUUGAUGAGUUUUCAGUAAUAAUCAUAACCUAUUUAAUGAGAUGAUGAUAAUGCUGAUAUAUUUGAAAAUAGUAUUCAGUAUCAGCAAAUUUGUUCAUAGGGAGAUUAAAUAAGGACAAAUGAUCAGAAUUAGCCACUGUUUGUAUAGGGAAGAGUCAUAAAGAACAAAAAAUAAAAACAGUGACCUGAGCUGUUUUUUAUAAGCCUGACGACACUAUAGCUUACUCUUAGAGGACAGCCAUAUUAAUAAUUAUAUUUUUGUUACUUUGCUUCUACAUUUGUUGUACUGUUUUUGUUGACAUUGGUGUUAAUAAGUAAUUAGUAGUUGUUACACCUUUUUAAAGUUCAUCUGGUAAUGAAGUUUACAUCUAUUUGCCUAACGGCCAUACACUGAACUUAAAAUUAUUAUACAACAAUGUGAAAUUCUUGACUUAGAAAGCUAAUGUACAACAUAUGCAAAGAGCAAUGUUUCCCAUCGCCGUGAGAGUUACUAAUUAUACAAAUAUUACCUCAAAUACAUGUAUGCUGGGGUCACAGUUUCUCUGAGAUGUAUCUGUGUUCUGAAAGCUAAAUCUUAAAUGCUAUUUUUUCAUUCAUAUUCCUUUGGAAUCUCCUUCAGCACAUGAUAGUGAUGAUAAUAGUAUUAAUAUGAUUUAGGUUGUUCUAGUGUUUAGACAUGAAACUCAUCUUCCUUGUCUCAUAAAGACUUAAAUAUAAAUGAAAAUGGAAAAUAAUGACCAGAAUUUUUACUUUCCCAGUAUCUGUUUCUUUUUUUCUUUUAAUUUAAUUUAAUUUUUUCAGUAUUCCAAGAUUCAUCAUUCAUGCACCACACCCAGUGCUCCAUGCAAUACGUGCCCUCCUUAAUAGCCACCACCUGGCUCACGCAUCCCUGUACUCCCCUCCCUUCCAAAACCCUCAGUUUGUUUCUCAGAGUCCUGUCUCUCAUGGCUCAUCUCCUCCUCCGAUUUCCUCCAAUUCACUUUUCCUUUCCUUCUCUUAAUGUCCUCCCUAUUAUUCCUUAUGCUCCAUAGGUAAGUGAAACCAUAUGAUAAUUGACUCUUUAUGCUUGACUUACUUCACUCUUCAUAAUCUCUAGUCCUGUCCAUGUUGAUACAAAAGUUGGGUAUUUAUCCUUUCUAAUGGAAGCAUAAUAUUCCAUUGUAUAUAUGGACCAUAUCUUCUUUAUCCAUUUGUCUGUUGAAGGGCAUCUUGGCUCUUUCCACAGUUUGGCGAUUGUGGCCAUUGCUGCUAUAUGAACCUUGGGGUACAUAUGGCUCUUUCACUACAUCUGUAUCUUUGGGGUAAAUACCCAGUAGUGCAAUUGCAGGGUCAUAGAGUAGCUCUAUUUUUCAUUUCUUAAGGAAUCUCCACACUGUUUUCCAAAGUGGCUGCACCAACUUGCAUUCCCACCAACAGUGGAAGAGGGUUCCACUUUCUCCAUAUCCCCUCCAACACUUGUUGUUUUUUGUCUUGUUAAUUUUGGCCAUUCUAACUGCUGUAAGUUGGUAUCUCAGUGUGGUUUUGAUUUGAAUUUCCCUGAUGGCUAAUGAUAAUGAACAUUUUUCUAAGUGUCUCUUAGCCAUUUGUAUGUCUUCUUUGGAGAAGUGUCUGUUCAUGUCUUCUGCCCAUUUUUUGACAUGAUUAUCUGUUUUUUGAGUGUUGAGUUUGAGGAGUUCUUUAUGAUCUUGGAUGAGGCAGGAAUCUAUUAAAAUUUUAGAGGCGAACAUAGGCAAGUAACCUCUUUGACAUCGGCCACAGCAGCUUCUUUCAAGACACGUCUCCAAAGGCAAAGGAAACAAAAGCGAAAAUGAACUUUUGGGACUUCAUCAAGAUAAAAAGCUUCUGCACAGCAAAGGAAACAGUCAACAAAACAAAGAAUUCAUUCUCCCACUGAAUGGGAGAAGAUAUUCCCAGUGUCUUUUUCAUCCUUUGUUGUUUAUUUCCAUUUUAGCACUGAUUUCAUGCAUAUCUAAUUUUGAUCAUUGUAACAUAGAUGAAAUGAGCAAACACAUAAGAAUUUUAUUUCAGAUCAAAGUCAGGAACUACUGCUAGAACACAGACAUGCAGGAGACAUUUAACAGGAGUAAGCGCUGGAGUUAAACCAUAUGGGAUGAUAACAGCCUGAAUAACAAGGAAGGGGAGAGCUCCAGUAGGAGGAAACUGACUAGGGACUGCUCAGAAUAUUGCCUCGGAAGUAGCAGAGUGGGUAAAUAAUGAAGGUACUGGGCGCUUGUGAUCCUCACCUCCCGGGCACAGAUAUCAAAUCUAGUGACAAAAUAAUAGAGAUAGAAGGAGAAGAACACAGCUUUAGAACUUUCAGAACUAAAAUCGAAUCCCAGCCUUACCACUAAUUCAGCUGUUUGAUUUUGAACACAUUAUUCACACUUGUUAGACUUCCAUUUCCUCAUCUCCAAAAUUAUGUAAGGAUUAUUAUGUGAACUAAGAUGCCACAACAAUCCUCAGUUUUUCCGACUGUGCAGCAGGGGAAAAGCCUGUCUCCCUUUGAAGAGCAUGAAGAUUCAAAAGAUUACCAGAAAGCACAUAAGCUUUAAAGUGUACAUUUAAGGGACACCUAGGUGGAUCAGUCAUUUAAGGUUCUGCCUUCGGCUCAGGCCAUGAUCCCAGGGUCCUGAAAUCAAGUUCCAUGUCAGGCUCCCUGCUCAGCAGGGAGUCUGCUUCUCCCCUGGCUUCUUCCCCCCUGCCUAGUAAGUGUGCCCUCACUCUCAAGCUGUCUCUCAAAUAAAGGAAAAGAAUCUUCUAAAAAAAAUAAAGUUUAUGUUUAAGUAACCUUGUACCUCAAUCCUCAAUUUUAGAAAUCUGCAACCCGAGGCUUUAAAAGUUUGAGCUGUUUACCCAAAGCAGUGUAGAAAGUUAGAUUCAGGGCCAGGGUCUGGGUGUGUUCCAGUUCCCCGGAUAUUAUUCUGGUGUCUGUACACAGAUUAAUUAUAAUUUGCUAAACAAGAUAUUGCCAUGUAUUCGCCAGCAUUUGAACGAAGGAGUCUGGCUCCAGAGUCACCAUACUGAACUGCCUUUCAAGCUACACUUGUUUGUUCUUAUUACUCUCUUAACCGCUGAUGGUUCUUAACACAUUCUGUUGUUAUAAAUAAACACCUAUCCCAUGGGUUUA